AUGCCACUUGUAUACCGCACAUACUCGUUUGACUCUACCUCCUCAACCUCCGAGUCCUCGCCGUCGACCCCUGUCGACCUCGACGACACCAUCGUCCUCUCGGAUCUCGUCCGCACUGGCGAAGCCUCCAGGCUCCGACGACGAGGUGCCAUACGAAUGGACCACAACGGAACCGGCCUUGGAAGCACUCAGCGACAUCAAGAAUCUACCGAGAUGCUUGACUGGGGAUACGGCGACCCAGACGCGGAGGACGAGAUUGACGGCGGGUACGACUGGCCGGAAAGGGAGCUGUUCGGAGAAGAUGGGGGCGUGACACUCGGGAUGGAGUAUACUCUGUACUGCGGCACGGAGGAAGAAGCGAGCGACUCGGUCUCGGACUCGGAAGACGGCCCUUACGAACUGUCACCGCUGCCAUGCUACCCACCACACCCCGCGCAGACGGUGCGACAUCGACCGCGCCGCACUCGACGCACGGGAUGCGGAGCCGUUAUACAUUCUAAUGCGAGCCCUCGCCUCUCGUGUAGCGUGUGGGCAGCAAGAAGCCCUGCGUCUGAAGUGGUUGUGCCUCUCGACAAAGAGUACUUCGAUGAAGGGACCGCUCGACAGCUCGUGCAGAGCUCGUGCGGCUGCUUGAGAGAAGGUGUUGGAUGUGCUCAAUGCGGCAACAUCCUCGGCACACGCUACAAACCGUGCCAGGUCGCCACGAAUGGCAUAUUUGCGCCUCCGUUGACGUCGUCAAGCGCUCCAAUUUUACGCAGCCGAACGCAUCAUACGCCCACUUACAUAUACAGCUUCUUCUCCAGCAGCGUGUCGUCUCACCCAGAAUUCCAGUUCGCUCCUCCCAUCGCCGUCCACAUCCAACGGCAUUCAGAGCGCUACCCGGAUUACGACUCCGAGUACCAGACGCCGACGGUCAUCGCGCCGGACGCUCCCGAUGACGACGGUCCGUGGUCAGCGUACAUGCGUUCUCCUAGUCCAUAUUCCUAUUCCUAUUUCGUCGACCGGCCUCUGGCGAACUCGCCGUUACCGAUAACUACGACUCUCGACAAUGAGCACGCCGAUCAGCCGGAGCCGCUCGGUCCUGCUGAAGAUCGGCGAGCGGACGACGCGUCCCCCGGCGCUGAGCAGCAUACUCCACUUGUCCCGUCUCCAUCGGAACAGGACAAAACACCGCUCGACCGCUAG
Messenger RNA from Punctularia strigosozonata HHB-11173 SS5, 1185 nucleotides. RefSeq lists its product as uncharacterized. The coding region runs from base 1 to 1185 and encodes 394 amino acids. The record is from RefSeq and is a predicted model, not a curated record. The transcript has 2 exons. NCBI's taxonomy places the organism in Eukaryota, Fungi, Basidiomycota, Agaricomycetes, Corticiales, Punctulariaceae.